UGGCCAAUUAAAGUUGUCCUAACCGAACCUAACCUUCUACACUUUUCUUUUACCAACUCAUUUCUAUCAUGCUACCAACAUUAUUGCAUAUUUUUGUACAAAGAGGUUAAAGAAGUUGAGGUUGAGAGUGUAAAUGUUAGAUUAGAAGGUAGAAUUUUGUUGCUUUGUAAAGAACUUAUUUGCUGUCAAGCGCGAUUUCAAACUUAAUGAAAUUACUUGAGAUUCUCCUUGAACGCACGACAUACAUUGUGAAAAAUGAGCGUGACGCUGCACACGGACGUUGGUGACAUCAAAAUAGAACUGUUUUGCGAGAUGUGCCCGAAAACGUGCGAGAAUUUUCUUGCGCUCUGUGCCAGUGGAUACUAUGACAAUUGCCUGUUCCAUCGAAACAUAAAAGGCUUUAUCGUUCAAACUGGAGACCCCACCAACACAGGUAAAGGUGGGACCUCCAUAUGGAAUCGUAAAUUUGAAGAUGAAUUUAAGGAAGAGCUUAAACAUAAUGCCAGAGGUCUUGUCUCCAUGGCUAACAAUGGUCCUAAUACAAAUGGUAGUCAGUUCUUCAUAACUUAUGCGCCUCAAUCGCACCUAGACUUAAAAUAUACUUUGUUUGGGAAAGUCAUUGAUGGUUUGGAAACGUUGGAACAGUUGGAAAAGUUGCCAGUGAAUCCAAAGAAUUAUAAACCACUUGCGGAAAUCAGGAUAAAUAACAUUACUAUACAUGCUAACCCAUUAGCAGGAUAAGGCUAAGUGUAGAGAUAGUGUGCUCAUGUGAAGAAAAUGUUAUAAAAAAUUUUAGAAGAAUAAAUAACAAACAGAUCAAUCAUUGCAUGAAAAAAGACUGAGAAAAAUUCAGAAAGUAUAGAACUCAAGAGAAAUAAUUGACAUGUAAUAAAAGUAGUUCAACAAUUCCAUAGAAAUUUGAAGAAUUUAAAAGCAAACAGAUCAACUGUUGCACGAAAAAAGAGAUAGAAACCUAGUAUAUAUUGUCUGGAUUGAAGACAUCUAAAAUCAUAUGAUCUAAUGUGGACUGGCAAAAGAAGAUAGUGACAGAAUGUUUCUUACUAUUCAUCAGAUUAAUAACACAAAUGGUUUAUAGUCAGAAGAAAUAAUAUCGAUAUUUUUUAUCGACUAUUUUUAUAUUGUGUAUACACCUAGUAAUCUCUUAUUCUGCGGAUCGAAUGGGCUUUGAAGAUACAUCUUCGCAGGAUACCUUUUCCUCCUUGCUUCAAUCUCGUCUGUGAUCGGGAGUGAAACUUUCUGGGCCGCACACCGUCGUUCUUAUUCCGGUGGUCGCCAAAGCGGGUAUCAGACGAUUCAUCGCCUCUACGUGGGUAUUGAACACGUCCCAAUUCAGCUCGUACAAGCUAAAGGAGAAGUCUUCUGGCGGCUUAACAACACAAUAUCGUUUAAGUUAAUCAAGAGGACAUAGACUUUAAAUUGUUUUGCAUGUUUCUUCUAUGACAGGAAUUAAGAUUCAUCUUACGUGUGACGUAUACACAACUUACGAAUUUCAAUACGAUAGGAUUCGGCUCGUAUCCUCCGAUACUUAUAUUUCCACCCUGCACCCGAAAGUAGAUAUUAAAAUCAGGAUCUCGAAUGUUUGGCAAUCCUCGUACAUUCAUCGGUUCGGUAACAAUGUAUGCGUGUUUCAUCGGUAUCAAUGGGAUGUCCAUCCCUACCAUUCGUGCUAUCGUUCCGGACCACGCUCCCGCCGCAUUUAAUAUGACAUUAGUUUUUAUAAUACCAUAAGGCGUCUCCACUCCGCGAAUGGUUUUAU
Messenger RNA from Solenopsis invicta (red fire ant), 1777 nucleotides. RefSeq names its product peptidyl-prolyl cis-trans isomerase-like 3. NCBI's taxonomy places the organism in Eukaryota, Metazoa, Arthropoda, Insecta, Hymenoptera, Formicidae. Gene Ontology annotation, molecular function: peptidyl-prolyl cis-trans isomerase activity. The transcript has 6 exons. The record is from RefSeq and is a predicted model, not a curated record. Gene Ontology annotation, biological process: protein peptidyl-prolyl isomerization; protein folding. The coding region runs from base 256 to 741 and encodes 161 amino acids. Gene Ontology annotation, cellular component: catalytic step 2 spliceosome.